Messenger RNA from Fonsecaea erecta, 2010 nucleotides. RefSeq lists its product as hypothetical. Lineage: Eukaryota; Fungi; Ascomycota; Eurotiomycetes; Chaetothyriales; Herpotrichiellaceae. The record is from RefSeq and is a predicted model, not a curated record. The transcript has a single exon. The coding region runs from base 1 to 2010 and encodes 669 amino acids.
AUGGCGUCCCCCACGUCGUCGCAUUCAUCCAACGAACCACCAAGUGUAUUUUCACCUGCAAAGAAGCGAAAACGCGGCGACAACUCCAGCUCCGAGGAGUAUAUUCACGAUGAUGUUCUAGGCGACAUAAUCAAGGGUCGUAUCCCUGGGACAGCCACCUACACCGAUAAGGGGCUUGAUAUCGAAGCCUACCGAGUAGGAGGACCGGAACUCCCGAUGCUACCUAUAAGAUAUCUCGAGACUCCCGAGGAUAGGCGCACUCUAUUUGAUAGUCACAUUGCCGGAGAUUUGGUCAAAAUUUUGAAAGAAAAUUCUCUUUGGCCCGCGGACCCCGACUUUAGACUGGUCACGAUGGUCAGCCAAGCACGACCGAACGCAGAAGCCUAUGCAUAUGCAUUUAUGGAGCUACAAUGGAAUGAUGGCUGCCAGCAACGGUGGAUCAAAGCUGCCGAUACGAUGCGAUCGAAGCUAGAAGAUCUAGGAUACCCGUGGAUCAAAGUGCUGCUGGCAGAUAGGCGUGCUAUGGUCACACCAUUUAGUAAGGUGAUCUCUGCCGACGACCCUCUCCUGAAGACAUGGCCCGUGGUCGCCAAUAAGAUUCUUAACGUUGUCUCCGUGAAAAAUAGUUGGAUUACUCUGGACCUUUUGCGACGCGGGAAAGAGUGGGCCGGGGGAAAAGACGAGGAAAAGACUAAAGCGGUUCUUUUGAUACGAUACGACGCUCAAGACUUUGACGGCCCUACACUUCAGGAAUGCAGAAGCGCUAUCAGCGGCGAUCCUCUCUACCAGCAGAGAGGCGUUGAACUCGAAAUCAUACGAGGAUUUUUGGUAGGAGGUACCAACGAACUAUCCUAUGAGAGAGAGCCACCUGCACUGUCGCACGGAGAUGACAUUUUCAAUACUAUCCCAUAUAUGGGCGCCAGUAUCUGCCCCGACUCCUAUGUCGGAUCUGGUUCCUUCGGCUGCGUUGUUACGCUGGGAGGCUCAGGCACGUACGGUCUAACCGCCUGCCAUGUCGCUCUCCCAACAUCCGACGGCCAGGUUUCCUACGCCGAUCCCGAGGCACAGAGAAACAUACCGGCUAAACUUAUUGAUUUUUUGCCUACUGGCGCUGCACUCGGGACAAUUCCUAAUGCGCCCGUGAUCAAAAUGCCGUCCAGAAACGACCUUGAGGACCUAAAGGAAUACUAUCAGCAGAGAAUAGAUAAGGGAAAUGAAGCCUGCUUACGUCUCAAUUACGUGGCGGAAGUACUAGCAAUUGGAGAUCCAGAAUUGGAUAGGACGCUUCCUCGGGGAGAUCUCGCGACAUACAAGCAAUUCAAGCGCAUAACAGAGCACGCUGAGGACUCCCUCUCGAAAGUUAAUGGACUUCUCGCAGAGAUAGAUACACCACGGUGUUCGCUUGGACCUCUCCGAUGUUUUUCCGGCUUCCGUAAGGACGAAGAUACUGGAAUGAUCCUUAAUUGGGCUCUCUUUCCAAUCGACUCUCGAAAGGUACCGAUCGAAAAUAGAAUACCUGAGCAAUCUAGGGAGUAUAUUCAAACCUGCUUAGUUGGGUAUUCUCGUCCUCUGACUGGGUAUACUCCUCCUAUGACUGAGGAGCCUGUCUUCAAAAUUGGAAGAACAACCGGGUUUACCAAAGGCAAGAUCAACCCAGCUGAGUCAUUCGUUAGUGUCCUCGAGGCACCAUAUACGAGAGUUUGGCCGGCGGAGCCCGGCACCGAGCACCAGCAAAUUCCAGAACUCAGCAGAGCUUCUGCAGUAUGUGUCGUUUCGUGGGAAAAGGAUAGAAGGUUUGCUGGCCCGGGGGAUUCUGGGGCUGUCGUCUUUAAUACGAGAGGAGAGAUGAAAGGCCUCGUUGUGGCUGGAAAUUCCGACCAUACAGUGACCUAUAUGACACCCUCAACCGUGCUGGUGAACGACAUCAAGAAGAUGACUGGAGCGAAGGAUGUUUUCUUUCCGACACCUGAUGGUCCGAUGGCCCGAUGGCCCGUCGGCCCGUCAAUGUAA